AUGACAGAAAGUGCUAGUGAACAGAUGAUGCCAUUAAACAUGAGUUUAUAUGAUAUUCGUAAAGAUAAUCAAAUUAACAAAUAUUUCAAAUUUCAUAAUAAUAUUACAACGAUAAAUCGAAUGGGUCCUUAUGGUAUUACGGCAUUACACAUUGCGAAUAUUUAUGAAUACAAUGAAGCUGUUCAAUUAUUAUUAACAAAUAGUACAUUAAAAUCAUUUGAAAAUAUUUCAUAUCAAUUAACAUCCGAUGAUGAAUCUAAAAUGGAUGAAAUAAAAAAAUUAUUUCUCAAAAAUUCGAAUUUAUUUCAUUCUCAUGAAGAAAUGCAACAUUAUGAUUAUAUUGAAUGGUCAUUAAUUAGUAAUAAUUUAAUAGAAAAACGUAAACAAUUUCGUGAACAAAUUGAUUUAUACAAAACUUAUGAUAAUCAACAUCAUUUAAUAACUAAAUUAUUAAUUGAAAUAAUUGAAUAUUACUUAAAUGAAUAUUUAAUUCAGCAAGAACAAUUUCCAAGAAAUGAAGCAAAAAAAUUAGAAUUUUUUUUCAAACAAGCUAUUCAAGAACAAAAUUAUUUAAAAUAUUUUAUUAAAGCUUAUACAUUAACAAAUAAUUUUUAUCGUGUUCUUAAUAAACAUCUAGCAUUGUAUAUAUUAGAUUAUUUUGAUACAUCAUCCUAUUCAUCUUCACCAACAAAAUAUCAUUUAAUUAAUUGUUUAGUACAUAUUGUAACCUUAUUAAUUAAUCAUCCAGAUAUACAUAAAUAUAAAUAUAAAGGUAUUGCUUAUCGUGGUUUAUUAAUGACAAGAAAUGAUUUAGAACGCUAUACUAUUGGUACUCAUAUAUUAAAUCGAUCAUUUGUGUCAACAUCAAAAAAUCCUUCAGUUGCUAAAAUGUUUGCUGAUAAUAGCGAACAAAAUAUUUUACAACAAACAUCAGAUCAUCAUGAUUUGGUACAAGUAUCUGUUUUAUUAAAAUAUACAAUUAAACAAAAUCAAACAGCUAUUGAUAUUGAACAUAUAUCAACAGUAGAAGAUGAAAAAGAAGUGUUAAUAUUGCCAUUUUCAGUAUUUCAAAUUAAAGAUAGAAUUGAUAAUAGUCCAAAACUGUGUCCACCAGUAUUAGUUGAAAUUGAAUUAGAAGAAUGCGAAGACGGUGAACAAAUAAAUACUAGAAAAGAGAGACGUAAGUAA
Molecule: messenger RNA, 1188 nt
Organism: Rotaria sp. Silwood1
Lineage: Eukaryota; Metazoa; Rotifera; Eurotatoria; Philodinida; Philodinidae
Source: the annotation of a GenBank genome assembly